Messenger RNA from Lactuca saligna, 934 nucleotides. NCBI's taxonomy places the organism in Eukaryota, Viridiplantae, Streptophyta, Magnoliopsida, Asterales, Asteraceae. The record is from the annotation of a GenBank genome assembly.
AUAAACCAUUCCUGCGACACGUGGCAUUUUAUGAGACUUUCUAAUUUUUUUUUUCCCGCUUAUGGAUUUUCCUCCUCAAUCGGGUGUUUCUUCGAUCCAAAAAAUCAGGAAUACAUCUUCAGAAUCUUCAAUCAAAUCUUGCCCAAAUUUCGAUCAAUUGAAUCGCUCUACAAUUUAACUUCAAAAUCCUAUAGAACCUACUUUUUCUCCAUCUCCAUCUCAACAUUCGAGGCAAACCAGUUGCCUGUGGCUAGCCCUUCCCUCCCCUUCACAUUCACCGUAACCUCGAUUCAGCUUAGAGGUAACGCUCACCAACACAAACUGCCGAUACCUUCUCAUCAUGAACCCCUUUUGUCAUCGUUUUUUUCUUCUUACAUGGAUUUUUUCUUGGAUCCGGUUCUAGACCAUGGUUUCACCAUCGGGGGCAAAAUAUUAUACAUUCUAGAUCAUGAAGCAACUAUUUAUUUUAUGUCUAAUAUUCAAGGAAAAUAUCCAGGUGUAUCAACAGUUGAUUGGUGCAGCAUGUAAUUUGAAGCGUCCAAAAUCCAAGAUUUUUAUAUCAUUUAUUGAUAAAUCAGAGCAUAUAUGUUAUUGCUUAAUACAGUCAAACAGUUUCUGAUCGAGUCCCUUAUUAUCACAUUCCAUUCCUCGAAAAGCUUAACCAAAAUUCCCAACUUUUCAAAUUUAUUAUACCAAGUAUGCCCCUCUUUUAUACCUUCAUGCCAAUCUUUAAAAUAGUAUAGAUUAACCGAACUCUCAAUCCCUUAUUAUCACAUUCCAAUCCUUAAAAAAAAGACCAAAAUGCACUUUAAUUAACUAAGCAUAUGUUUUUAUACAGGGACAAUUCUGUUCAUUUAUUCAAACAUGGACUAUACAUUUGAUCUAUUAUUACUUUAUAAAGCUAAAUAAUAACAUGAUUGUCUCUUUGUUUAAG